GUGACUGGUGCAUACCGCGUCUGCGGCACAUGGGGGCGCGCAGCGGCCUGAAAAUGUUGCGCGUUCGAGGAAGAAGAAGGAAAAAAAACCACACGCGCUGCGUGAAUAGAGUCUGCGCAAUUCGCUUGUUCUCGUCACUCCGAACUUUCGGGAGAACCACGAAGGAAGGAGGGGAGAACAGCGCCAUUUGCCUGGUCCUGUGCAGUCAGCCAGGCGUGUCUAGUCCCGACUGGCAGCUGGAUCAGGAUUGGCUAGUCGUGGAGGGCGGUGAAUUUGGACUCGGUCUCUGUUUUAGUGGGCUGUCCGAGGCAGCGGCAGAGCCAUGUCAGCCACGUGGCGUGAGGAUGAUGAGGAGCUGAGGGUGGGAGGAGUAAAAGGAGCAUUGAAAGCCAAACCGAGGUUCUCCUUCACUGAGGUCAAGCUGCUGCUGGAGGCGGUGAAGAGGAACAGAUACAUCAUCCUCAGGAAGUUUAACCAAGGUGUGUCGGCUGAAACGAAGAAACAGACGUGGGUCGAGAUCACCAAUCAGAUCAACGCUCUGGGAGAGAAUCACAGAGAGGUGCGCCAGAUCAUGAAGAAAUGGGCAGACCUGAAAUGUGAUGGGAAGCGACGCAUCGCAGCGCUGCGGGGUCCCAACGGCACAACCCUGAGGAAGAAGAAACUGGGUCCCGUGGAGAGGAUGGUCCAUAAGAUACUGAUGAUGAGUCCUAGAGGAGACGGCGACAGCGAUCUGGACCUGGGAGAAGACGACGACUUCUCAAAGAUGUGCAGUAAAGGGCUACCCUCGAACAGUUCACCCUACUCCUACCUCAGUCUGACAGACGGCACUCACACUUUAUCAGGAGGACCCUCCUUUGACCUUUCACCUCUCUCCUCACCUGAAAAAGAACUUGGCGGAGAUCCUUUCCACUCCUCCUCUGACUUUGACCUGGGUGAUGAUGGAGAACACAUGAUGGAUUUUGAUGAAAACGACGACUCCAUGUUCUCCUACCCUUCCUCCAUCCGGCCACCCCCCACCUCCCUCGAUCCUCUGCCCGAUAACGCCCUGAUGAGGGUGAAGCCCGUCUACACGUACUCCCGAAGCAGCAACGGCCAGAGCCAAACUAUCCAGAACAACUCCUCCUCCAGCAGACCUCCACCUGGACCUUCCUCCUCCUCUGUGGCUUCCACGUCCUCUGGCUUUCCUUCGGCUUCCGAUUCAGAAGCUGCUUCAUCCUCUGCUGUCCCUCCACCAUCACGGUCCCCCAGCACCUCCAACAGACCUAGCUCCGCCCUCCCUGCUCCCUCUCCAUUCCCUCCUCCACCAUCUUCCUCUGCACCUGCUGCAGCAAAUGGUGCUUCCUCUCACCCUCGACCUUCUACCUCAGUUCCACCACCUGCAGCUUCCUUCACUUCUCAGUCCUGCGCUGCCUCAACACUCACCUCUGCCACUAUUUCUUCUUCUUCUCGAAGCCAGCCUCCUCCCUCCUCCUCCGUCUUUCCACGCAGUACUCCCCCCACCUCAGGCUCAAACCUAUCGGACCCCCUCCCAGCUGGAGCGUCCUCACGCAGGUCACACGAGCAGGUCGCCCAGGUGGCGUCUCAAAGCCUGCAGCAGCAGCGGGCCAGCAGGAUGCUCCUGACCUCGGUGUCUCAGUCUCUGGAGACGUUGGCUCAGUCGGUCCAGCUGCUCGUGGAGAGCCAGCAGGAGUUUGUGCAGGAGUCCCUGCAGCUCCAGCGGGAGACCGUGGACAUCCUGAGGGAUUUUUCCAACACUGCACUAACCAUGCUGAGAGACAAGGCCAGCAGCGGGCAGCUGGCCCACCAUCACCACCGACAUCAUCCCGCCUCGCACUUCUGAAACCCAGAGGGAGAAACGACGGGUUUGAGCAGUGCGAGGAGCUUCUCAUUAGUCGGGAGUCUUUGUGGUCGGUGUUCCUGUUUGACGGUCUCAGCUGCCGGACACAAAAGCUGCUUUCCACUGGUGACUUGAGCACACGCAGAUUUAGGCCCAGAGCUCAAUUUUAUUUAUGUGCCUAAAUCCUGUUUUGUUUUUUCCCUUUUUCUAGUUUUAUUUGUGUCAAAUUCUACAAGUUUUCCACACUGUAAUAAUCAGCAUUUCUGAUGGUGCUGAGCUGCUGUAGUCUCACAACCGCCGUGAACAUUUCCACACAAACCCAGAGUGACUGAGAGCAUUUACAGGAGAUGAUACACUACAUGGUGCAAGGACACGAUCUGGAGUUUGAUGAUUCUGCUUCCUGUGUGGACUGGGACAUGAGAGGGGAAUACAGAAUACUAACCCUCCAUCUGAUCUCCAGAGUGAGGCUCAAGAGUCACGGCGCUCUUAAACUCAGACUGGCUCCUUUCCAGUUACCUGAAACACCAGAGGAGUAACACCUGGGGACAGAUGGGACAGGUGCUUCAUGUCUGUAGUAAAUUAGGAUAAAUUGUUGAGCAGAAGGAACCUGUUUUGUUGGGGUUACUGCUGAAUUUCGCUGCUGCUGCUGAAACUUUAGCUGUAAUUGACCAAUAGAUGAACUGAAUCUCUUUUCCUCAUUAAAAACAAACAGUUCUCUUUUGGUAA
Messenger RNA from Oreochromis aureus, 2563 nucleotides. RefSeq names its product formin-like protein 18. The transcript has 7 exons. The coding region runs from base 323 to 1840 and encodes 505 amino acids. Gene Ontology annotation, cellular component: nucleus. The record is from RefSeq and is a predicted model, not a curated record. Lineage: Eukaryota; Metazoa; Chordata; Actinopteri; Cichliformes; Cichlidae.